This is a messenger RNA of Choloepus didactylus (southern two-toed sloth), 2922 nucleotides long. It is a transcript of the gene SGSH, whose product is annotated as N-sulfoglucosamine sulfohydrolase. Gene Ontology annotation, biological process: glycosaminoglycan catabolic process; heparan sulfate proteoglycan catabolic process. Bases 38 to 1555 code for a protein of 505 amino acids. NCBI's taxonomy places the organism in Eukaryota, Metazoa, Chordata, Mammalia, Pilosa, Megalonychidae. Gene Ontology annotation, molecular function: N-sulfoglucosamine sulfohydrolase activity. The record is from RefSeq and is a predicted model, not a curated record. The transcript has 8 exons.
CCCAGUCUGCGCGCGACCCGAGCUGCCGCCGCCCGCCAUGCGCCGCCCCGGGCCCGCCUGCUGCGCGCUCCUGCUCGUCCUGGGGCUGUGCCCCGCGUGCGGGGCGCGCACCCGCAACGUGCUGCUGCUCCUCGCGGACGACGGGGGCUUCGAGAUCGGCGCCUACAACAACAGCGCGGUGGCCACUCCACACCUGGACGCCUUGGCGCUCCGCAGCCUGCUCUUCCGCAAUGCCUUCACCUCUGUCAGCAGCUGCUCGCCCAGCCGGGCCAGCCUCCUCACCGGCCUGCCCCAGCAUCAGAAUGGGAUGUACGGCUUGCACCAGGACGUCCACCACUUCAACUCCUUCGACCAGGUGCGCAGCCUGCCGCUGCUGCUCACCCAGGCCGGCGUCCGCACAGGCAUCAUCGGGAAAAAGCACGUGGGGCCACAGGCCGUGUACCCGUUUGACUUCGCGUACACGGAGGAGAACAGCUCUGUCCUCCAGGUGGGGCGGAACAUCACCAGAAUUAAGCUGCUGGUCCGGAAAUUCCUGCAGACUCGGGACGACAGGCCCUUCUUCCUCUACGUGGCCUUCCACGACCCCCACCGCUGCGGACACUCCCAGCCCCAGUAUGGAAGCUUCUGUGAGAAGUUUGGCAGCGGGGAGAGCGGCAUGGGGCGAAUCCCGGACUGGACACCCCACGUCUACAACCCCCAGGACGUGCUGGUGCCGUACUUCAUCCCCGACACCCCGGUGGCCCGAGCCGACCUGGCCGCCCAGUACACCACCAUCAGCCGGAUGGACCAGGGGAUCGGCCUUGUGCUCCAGGAGCUGCGGGAAGCGGGGGUCUUGAAUGACACCCUGGUGGUCUUCACGUCCGACAACGGAAUCCCCUUCCCCAGCGGCAGGACCAACCUGUACUGGUCGGGCACCGCCGAGCCCUUGCUGGUGUCCUCCCCGGAGCACCCGAAGCGCUGGGGCCGGGUCAGCGAGGCCCCCGUCAGCCUCCUAGAUCUCACGCCCACCAUCUUGGAUUGGUUCUCCAUCCCCUACCCCAGCUAUACCAUCUUUGGCUCAAAGACCGUCCAUCUCACCGGCCGGUCCCUCCUGCCAGCGCUGGACUCAGAGCCCCCCUGGACCCCCGUCUUCGGCAGCCAGAGCCACCACGAGGUCACCAUGUCCUACCCCAUGCGCUCUGUGCUCCACCAGAGAUUCUGCCUUGUGCACAACCUGCACUUCAAGAUGCCCUUUCCCGUCGACCAGGACUUCUACGUCUCGCCAACGUUCCAGGACCUCCUCAACCGCACCGUGGCGGGCCAGCCCACUGGUUGGUACAAAGACCUCCAUCACUACUACUACCGGGACCGCUGGGAGCUCUACGACAGGCUCCAGGACCCCCAUGAGACCCGGAACCUGGCUUCCGACCCACGCUACACCAAGGUGCUGGAGGCGCUCAGGACCCAGCUGGCCAAGUGGCAGUGGGAGACGCAGGACCCCUGGGUGUGCGCUCCUGACGGGGUCCUGGAGGAGAAGCCCUCUCCCCAGUGCUGGCCACUCCACAAUGAGCUCUGAGUGUCCCCGGAGGCUCGCCCUGCCCUUCCCCCACGCAGCACCUGAUGAUGGAGGGAGUGGGCAAGUCCUUCCCCCUCCCCCAAACGAGAAGGGCUUCCAGUCCUGCCCCUGCCUGGGAGAGGAGAGCAGAGGGCGUGCCCCGCGGUGCUGCCACUGCUGUCCUUCCGUGUCCUGGCCCAGGGGGUCUCGGGCAGACCCUGGGACGGGCUGGUUGCCGGAUUGAACCGUGGGCCUGGCUGGACGUGUUCUUGGUGCUGGUCUGCAUCGUGGCGGGCGCGGGCCUGCUGUCAAGAGGCUCUCGAAGAUGUUACUUCAAUUAAGGGCCUGAGUCAGGUGGGGCUUUAAUCGGACUCCCGGAGUCCUCUAGGAGCACAGUGGAAUUCGGGCAGAGAAAGAAGCCACAGGGAGAAGCUGGAAGUCAACAGACCUGAAGGAGAAAGGAGAAGUUGCCGCCACAUGCCUUGCUAUGUAACAGAAAAGCCAAGGCCCGAGGAUUGCUGGCCGCCAGCCCCAGAGCACCGGGGUCUUCAAGGAGAAAGCAUCGCCUGGCCAAUGCCUUGAUUUUGGACUUCUUGCCUCAAAACCGUGAGCCAAUAAACCCCCGCUGUUUCAGUCACCCCACUGCAUGGUAUUUGCUUUAGCAGCCGGGAAACUGAGACGGGUGGGAUCCCAGCCCUGAUGAGAUCGGGAGCGGUCUAGCGAGAGUCUCUUCUGGGCUGGAUCGAGGACCUGCAGGUAGCAGGGGCUGCAACCCGGGACUUGAGACCCUCUCCCUUCUUUGGAGCCCCCGGGCAUCCCCAGGCCACCCAUGAGGGGCUGAGGCCUUCCACCCCACAGGCUGCUCCGAGCCGCGCUCAGCGCAGGAACACGGUACCUUAGUUCCAAUCAACCUCUGGCCCCGAGGAAGACUUUGGAAGACACGUGGGCUUGAUUGUGAUUCCUUUGCCUUACCCCACUGUCAAGUUCUAGACCUCCAGGUUGGGUUUCUAUGAAUCCACUGACAACCACAUUUCCUUAAAGGUAACAAUUUUAGUUCCAUGGUCUUUAUGGGCAGAGCUUGUCCUUCUUUCACAGAUGUCCAAGGAUGAAACUGUCCUUCUCCCUCUGGCUUGGCCCAGUUCCGCUGGGAUGGACACCAGUGUCUGACACGGACACUUCUCCAGAAUGCUCCACCCACCACGUGAGCAGAAGCUCUACUCAGGAACCCCUAGAAAGAGGGGGCUCCUUCCCCAGAGUGUUUGGGCUCCCACCGCCCUUCCCUCCCUCCUCAACUCCAUGCUGGUGGGGGGGCCGGGGAGAAAGAGGCAGGCCAGAGCCUCAGGAAAGCUUUUUAUUUUAGGAAAAUACAGAGAAUUUCACUUCCUGAA